AUGAGAAAAGCUGAAUUUAAACUUGGAGGUGGACUUUGGAGAACAAUGAUUGAAGAUGUACAUUUUGAAAAAAGAGAUUGGGCAAUAGGUGGAAUAUCAACAUCCUUAGAACGAUUACAACUAGCUGAUUUUACAACAAUGCUACACAUGGAAAGUUAUACAGCAUUUUAUACCGUUUCCGAAACAAAACCAGAAGAUCUUCAUGGAAUUUUAAGACCUUUUGAGAUCACUUCAUGGUUUUUUUUGAUACUUUUAUUAAUUUUAGUUGGAUUUAUUUUGGGAGUUUCACAAAGAAUUCAAAAAAAUCAAUUUUACACCUUUAUGCGUAUACCAUUUCGGAAUAUCAUCGAUCAAACUGUACCCAGAUUAAAAUUAAACUUAAUUACCACACGAUUAAUACUUUCGGUAUGGUUUUUAGCGUCAAUUAUAUUAACAACAGCCUAUAAAAGUAAAUUAGCUUCAACAAUGAUUAAACCGAAAAUUUUGGAACCAAAUACCGUUAUCGAUUUGUAUAAUCAAGGUUAUUCCUUCCAAGUUAAUACUGAAGAUUGGACCGUUUUGAAAGAAAGUUUAUUAAAUUCGAUUGAUAAACGUUAUAAAGAUUUACUUGAUCGUUGUUUUGAUGAUUUAGAUUUUUGUGAAGCAGUUAAAAAGACUUUUAAUAAAAAAGUUGCUGUAUUUGAUGAAGAAACGGCGAUGCCUUUCAUUAUUUUUAAUACUUGUCGUGAUUUAUUUGGACCAAAUGAAAUGGUUCGAUUUCGAUUGGUAAAGCAACAAUUGUUUCCUAGUGUACAUGCUUGGCCUUUACGUCUUGGAGCACCUUAUCGACACCGUUUUUCAUCAACCUUUCAAAUUUUAAUUUCAGCUGGAAUUGUGGAACAUUGGUAA
Molecule: messenger RNA, 888 nt
Organism: Onthophagus taurus
Lineage: Eukaryota; Metazoa; Arthropoda; Insecta; Coleoptera; Scarabaeidae
Source: RefSeq, a predicted model, not a curated record